AUGGUAAAUGUAUUUAAAAACAAGAAAAAUAAUGAUAUACUUUUAGAUGGUUAUACUUGUGAAAUAAAACAAUUUCCUUCAAAAAUUUCACCGGAAAGUGCUGAAUUUGAAAUUCUUCAAUCAACUAAUGGAACUGCUUAUAUUGCUUUAACAUUAAUAAAAAUUGAUAAUAUUUCUACAAAUUGGAAAGAAUUUCAAGAUCAAAAUAGAACUAUUGAUAUAUUUGAUUUAUAA
Strongyloides ratti is the source of this 234-nucleotide messenger RNA. RefSeq lists its product as hypothetical. The transcript has 2 exons. Bases 1 to 234 code for a protein of 77 amino acids. The record is from RefSeq and is a predicted model, not a curated record. Lineage: Eukaryota; Metazoa; Nematoda; Chromadorea; Rhabditida; Strongyloididae.